AUGGCGUGAUGCGGUCCGUUGAAUGUGUCGUAGAAUGUUUUAGCGUCAUAUUUUUUGCCCUGAGUUAGAUGUUUUCGCCGCUAGCUCGAGGGAAAGCUAGUUGGGAUGGCGAUCUACAAUGUGAAACGUACUCGGAUCAAACGUCCCCUAUAGAGCCACUCCUACCUCAUUUGAUAAAUCAUUCAUCAUCUCGAAACAAAUCAGCAAGAUCAAGUGGCAGCCUCUUGUUGGAAGAUGGACAACUUGCUCUCCCAAAGACAUUUGUCACUCGUAAAGGUGCAAUUCUUCUUUUCACCCCAAGUGAUGAGGUUUGUAACCAUAGUAAUGAAGAGAGCCACUUCAAGAAAGAAAAUGUUUUCGAGGCAGGCCUUAAACUCAGAACAGUAGGAAAUCUAACCAACUCUGUGCUUGAGUUUGGGAAAGAGGAAGAGGAAGCCUGGGAAGGAGUAUCAGACUAUCCAAAGGAAGCAUCAGAGAAAGGAGAGCAACCAAAGAGAGAUAAGGCAUCUUUCCUGAGAUUUCUUCACUACCUUGACUCAGAAAACUUGACAGCUGAUAAAAAUGUUCAGCCAGGAGCUGAUCCAGAUUAUUACCUUGAAGAGCUUAAAAAAGCAAGGGGCCAAAAUUCUCACAGAAGAUUUCGAUCACAAACUCCAUUUUCCACAAGAACUUCAUACUCUACCAACACUGCUUCUCACUACUCUCAUUUUUUGGAUGAUGAUGAUGAGAUAACUGGUAUAAUACAAGAAUACAUGAAAUAUGGUAAACCAGCUGGGUGGAGUCACAGCAAGGAACACUUAGAACACAGAAUUGUUUCCUCUGAUCACAUGCCAGACAUUGGAAUGGAGGGUCGAGAAACUUUGGAAGACUUCUCCCACUUUUCAUCGCCCGGAUCGCCCAGAACAAAUCGAGGCAAUACCAUUACAUUUUCGCCGUCCAUGCCAAGUAUGGCUUUUGGUUUUGCAACCCACGAAGCUCAAGACUCGAUAUCAAGACCCAAAACAGCUCCCAUCCCACCCACCCUGGAGUCAUCAAGGGCUAACCCCAGGAUUACAAGUGGUAAACCACCCCCUCUCCCGAGAGCACUUGGCUCGACGCCAAACCAUCUUGACGAGAUCAUAAAUGCUGACGUAGGCUUCGGUCGAUUUCAUCGACGAGGUCCCAAUCCUAGAAUGAGACUCAGUCGCAGUCCCUCGCCGUCUUUCCAGUUGGGAUCAUCCAGAGGAACGACGCCAGACUUUGCAACCAAGGUUCAACGCUUAGCCGCGAGUCCUGAUGGAAAGACCGAGGAAUGGAACCGAACAGCAAAUGUGAUCGAGGAAGAAGACGAAGCUCCGUCACAAUUCGAUCAAACAGAAACUGGGAAGCGUUCUCGUCGACCAUCGAGCGCUGCAUCUCCUCGGAGUGGGAGAGAGGAGAAGGUUGGCAUACAAAGGAGGGCUUCUAGUGCUGGAACAACGAACAGAAUAACCCGCUCCAGUCUCCACUCUAGUCGUAGUGCAAGCUAUUCCAGCGUAUCACAUUACAAUAGGGGUCAGUCUGCAAGGUCACGUGACGUGGAACGUGUCGGUAGCUCUCCAGAUUUGGCCGAAACAGACCGAGAUGAGGCGUCACCGACGUGGCCUGGUGUGAGAGAUGAUUUUUUCAUCUUACAAGACGACAUGGCUGAUCAUGUCGACGGACAUCCAACGGGGCGAGUUUCUGGAGAUACCACGCAUUCGGAAAUGUCAUCACAAGCCCGUGACAAACUUGUAAAAAGCCCUUCUCCUCCCCCAAGAAGUCCAUCGGUUACCUCUCGAGUGGCUUCGGCGUCACCACGUUCGCCUUCAGUGCAAUCUCGACACGAAACAAUAGCUAAAUCUCGAGGUUCAUCGGCUAUUUCUUCUUCCACUAGCGAGCAAUGGCAAGAUGCUAUAAAAGCUGUUGCUGAAGAAGAUGAUAGGAAAUCGUCAUCUUCCGUACGCGAGAGACAUAUCAGGAGUCGGCAAAGUGGUCCUGUGGAAGAAGAAGACGCACAAGAUGGAACUGACAUCGACACGAGGACAUCGAGCGCAAAAUCGGUUCAGGAAGGCAUGGAAACGAGAGCGACUCUUGGAAGUGAGGCUGACCUGGCCCAGGUUUCCGAGACUAUCGUUCGAUCACAACCGGUGGUCGAAGGGGUAUAUGAAUAUUUGCUUCCAGAAGAAGAAAUUGCUGACCAGGAAUGGCCUUGUAUCAGUGAGGGAGGAGAAUUUGAUUGGCCUGAUGAAACAAUUGAAAGUGAUGACAAAAAAGGCAUCGCAGAGGAGCUGACUAUUUCUACCCGUGAUGGUCCUCCUGAGAAGGAAUUUCCUUCUGCGCUACCUGUAAACACGAAGGGAAGCUCAGACCCAGGACCCGCUCAACCAGAAACUCUGACGGAAGCGACAGAACUUGAGGAGGAGCAACAAGAAACGCCAACAAUAGAGGUGCACAAAGAUGAGGCUCUGACGUCAGUACCUUCGCCUCUGAAGCCACAUGAAAGUGAGACUACGCCGUCCAGUAUCGAAACUCAGGAACUCAAAGAAACAGAAACUGUUGUGGUUCAGUCCUCUCAACCAGUGGAAAAAUUUAUCGCUGACACAGCGAUACAUGAUGAUAGCAUCGCCGUUGUGCAAGACUCUGCACUUCCUUCGCGCGUUAAAGAAGUGAAAGAUUCCCUACUGAGUGCACCAGAGAAACCAACAUCCACACCAGCGACAGUACCUCGUUCCAGCUCUCCCGCGCCGAUCAAAGCUGAACAAAUACUCCACAAAGAACUUUUACCAGAAGCUAGAUUAGAACUAGUCGGAGAGGUGGACGAUAAUCGACCUCCUUCUCCCUAUAAGGAAACCAUUGACAUCGAGAAAUCGCGGCCAUCGUCCCCAAUAACAGAAGACCAGAGAAGUGUUCCCGUGAGUAUCGGUGAGGCCGUGCGAAAUUACAUCGAGUCUGGGCAAGAGCCUCAAAUUCGUGAUAGGUCUACGCGAAGCCGUCGAGGUUCAGAGACUGGGGCUGAGGAAAAAGACAUUGAAGCGAAAGCUGUGGAGAAGUCAAGCCUCUCGAGUAUGGAAAAAGAAGCGAUGAGUCCAACUAAACCUGAAGCUGUGAAACCUAAAAUAAAUAAGCAAUCUAAACCCAUCUCGUCAAACGUCAUUGAAAAGCCGUUUGGUAAAAACAAGGCUGAGUCGAAACCUGAUCAUUCAGAAUUGAAUUUAUUAAAAAGCGACGACAAGGCAAAAGAGGUGAAAGAACCAACAGACGAAGAAAGAGAAGCCCGCCGUCAGAUAGUCAGCAGUUUGCUUAACAAACAUGAUGCGCCUAGAGAUGGCAAACUGGAGUUGGAGGGUAUUGGGAAAGAGGGAGAAGGAAUCGAUUCCUCUUCAGGAGGACUGGUCACUAGAACAAGUCCACUUGUAGCAGAGAAAAAGAACGAUUUGUCCGAUUUGGCGGCACUGGUUAAUAAAAAUAAGACACCAAGUAAAGUUAAAGAAAGGAAAGCCGAUUCGAAGAAGAAAUCUGGAAAACAUGGGAAAUUUGCCAAGAAAAAAGAUGAAAUUACAGUAGAUCCUGAAAACAUAGAUUUUGAAGCAUUCAACACACCAGAUAUGUUAGAUGGAAUGGACGAUGAACUACGUCAAUUUAUUCAGGAGCAGAGUAAGGCCACGUCAGCUACUGAUAAUCAGCCAAGUAGUAGCGCUUCUGCUGUCAAUUAUACAAAAACGAGGAAGGAGUCUGUGCAGACCUUAGAUAUGCCGCAAGUUGCUCUAGAAGUUCCACUUGACAAGAAAGACGCGCACGCUCCUUCCAAACCUAUAAAAUUGACAAAGAAGGAGCUGGCUAAAAUCAGAGCGGACCAAAGGAAAGAGGAACGGAAAAAGAAGGAUGAAGAGAAGAGAAUGAGGGAGGAAGAAAUGCGUUUAUUAAAAGAGCGUGAAGAGGAGGCAGCCUUAGCCAAAGCAGAGGCAGAAGAGAAGCAGAGAAAUAUCGAAGAAGAAAAGAUGAAAAGAUUGGUAGAGGAGGAAGAGGCGAAACAACAGGAACAAGAGGCGCUGGAGAGGUUAAAAGAGGCAAAGAAAAAGGCUCGUGAAGAACGAGAGCUACGGAGAGCAGCUGAGGCCGAGCGAAGGAGGCUUGAAGUUCAAAAGAAACGAGAAGAGAAGAAGAAACGAGAAGAGGAGCUAAGAGAGCGAGAGAAAGAACUUGAGCAGCAAAAAAUGAAUCGCGAGAAAAGAAUGGCGGAAAUUGAAGAAGCUCGGCGGCGAAAAGAAGAAAUGGAGCGCUUGGAAGAAGAACAGAGACGUGAAGAAGAGAGGCUCCUUGAACUUCAAAGGGAAGAAGAAGAACGAAUGUUGGAGGAGGAGAAAAUACGCGAAGCAGAGGAGGAGUUGCGGAGGCUGCAGGAAGAGCGGGAGUAUCGUGAACAGAUGAGGCGAAUAGCUGAAAUGCAGGAAGCUAAGUUGAGACAGGAAGAAGAGGAAAGGUUGCGCAGGGAAGAAGCAGAACGCCAGCGGGCAGAAGACGAAAAGCGCGGGCGAGAGGAAGCGGAGCAAGAACGACUUCGAGAGGAACAGAGACGCAUCGAGAUGGCUCGUAGAUUGGAAGCUUUAGCGCGUAUGCGAUCUGCUCAGGCGGCCGCCAGAAGGAAAGCGUUGCUGUUGAAGCGAAGAGAAGACAACGUGGAACGAAUGCAGAGCUUGAAACACACACGUUGUGGACAGGGCAUUACCAGAGCCUUUGUUUUCACAUACUAUACACACAUACCAAGAAAGAUUUGGGAGGUACCGAUUGGCUUUACCAAGAAAAAGAAGGGUUUUGGAUCACCCAGAAGAAAGCCUGCGCCGCCUAAACCGCCGUGAUUAUAAUAGGGCAUUGUGGUGGAUGUCACCUUGGGCGUCUAGAGGUGACGAUUAAAAAGAUUGAUCUCUUUCAAUCAGAAAAAGUUUAUUUAGGAUAUUAUGAGUUUAAGAACGUCAGUUACAGGAUUUUAUUUUUACAUCAAGGAAAGUAUUACAACGCACCAAAUUACCCUUCUUGACAGGGUAUGCAUCAGUACUAAGAUUUGCGUGCCGGAUGAUAACGAUCCUCGGCAUCGAGGUUCUUGUAAUAACUGUGUAUGAGAGAUCAGAUAGCUAAUCAAAUCGGUGAAUACUCUUGGAAGAAUGUUGUCAGGUUGAGCAGGAAUGCUGCUAAUUACCUCAUCAUUCCUUUUAGUCAGUUUUGUUAUAAAAUUAUUUAUAAUUGUAUAGGAACGAUUAUUUAAUAGGGAAGAUGCAUACGCAAUGGUAAUACUCAAAACUGAGCGGAGCUGAAGCAGUCGGAAACAAGGGUAAAAACUUUUUUUUGGCUACACGAUUUUGAGCUUUUGUUAAGUUUUCCAUGUGCGAAUUCAAGGAGAAACCGGCUCUCUAGAUGCUAUAAAUUGGCCAGAAUUAUUAACGAUGCCGCUGUUUCGUUGUCUUCACAUCUUGACCAAAGAAAAUCACGAACUGCC
Molecule: messenger RNA, 5491 nt
Organism: Pocillopora verrucosa
Lineage: Eukaryota; Metazoa; Cnidaria; Anthozoa; Scleractinia; Pocilloporidae
Product: titin homolog
Source: RefSeq, a predicted model, not a curated record